CAGCCAUGUCGGAGCCGGGCGGGGGAGUUCUCGCGAGAGCUGGCGCGGCGGGCGGGUCGGUGGGCGGGGCCUGGAUGCCACGUCUGGUCUGAGACCGGCGAGUCUCUCGCAGCCCGGGCGAUGGCGAUGAGCGGCGGCGGCGGCGGGGGUCUCCGGGGGGCGAGGGCGGCCCUGGCGGUCUGCGCGGCCUUGCUAUGCGUCGCCUCCGCCCAGCACGGGCACGCGCACGGGGACCACGGGCACGCGCACGGGCCCGGGGGCCACGGGCACACCCACGAGCACAUCUGGCACGGGCCCGGCACGGGAGACCCGGCCCACGAGGAAGGGCACAGCCACGCCCACGAAGGACACGGACACGCCCAUGGACACGCCCACGAAGGUCGUCACAGCCACGCCCACGAGGACCACCACCACCCUCACCCCCUGUACAGCCAGGAGGGUCCCGCGGGAUCCCCGCCCAGGAGGGAGAAGCUGGAGCCCCUCUGGCUGUGGAGCUACGCUCUGGGGGCGACCCUCCUGAUCAGCGCCGCCCCCUACCUCAUCCUCUUCCUGAUCCCCGUGGAGUCCAACAGCCCCCAGCACCAGGCCCUGCUCAAGCUGCUGCUCAGCUUCGCCUCGGGGGGCCUGCUGGGGGACGCCUUCCUGCACCUCAUCCCCCACGCCCUGGAGCCACACGGCCCUCACGGAGAAGCUGGCGGCCACGACCAUUCCCACGCCAAGCGCUCCGGCCACGGUCAUUCCCACCAAGGCCCCGACCACCAGCACACGAUGGCCGUCGGCCUCUGGGUCCUGAGCGGCGUCGUGGCCUUCCUCGUGGUGGAGAAGUUUGUCCGACACGUCAAAGGGGGACACGGGCACAGCCACGGACACACUCAUGGGGUCAAGGCCAAGGGCAGCGAUGACGAAGGAGAGAAGGAGGGGGUCCCAGGGCCGGCCAGGAAAGCGGCAGCCCCCGCCAGGAAGACAGAGGCGCCUCCAGAGUCCACCAUGCGUGUGGCCGGCUACCUCAACCUGGCCGCCGACUUUGCCCACAAUUUCACAGACGGGCUGGCCUUGGGCGCCUCCUUUGUGGCAGGCACCGGCGUGGGCGCCGUCACCACCCUGACCGUCCUGCUCCACGAGGUCCCCCACGAAGUGGGCGACUUCGCCAUCCUGGUCCAGUCCGGCUGCACGAAGCGCAAGGCCAUGAAGCUGCAGCUGGUGACGGCUGUGGGGGCGCUGGCGGGCACUGUCUGCUCCCUGCUGGCGGAGGGCGUGGGUGAGGCCGCCACCGCCUGGAUCCUGCCCUUCACGGCCGGCGGCUUCAUCUACGUGGCCACCGUCUCCGUCAUCCCCGAGCUCCUGCAGGAGGCGCGGCCGGCCCAGUCCUUGCUGGAGGUGCUCAGCCUGCUGGGCGGCAUAGUCAUGAUGGUCUUCAUCGCCCAAUAUGAGUAGAGAGAGCAGGCGGAGCUGCUGGCGCCGGCGGAGGAGGGGGAACAAAGGCCGCUGGAAGGAGCCACCCGUCUGAGUGGGGGCCCCCUCUCCCCCCCCCACGUUGCUCCAAAAGCCCGGCCCUUCCCGUCCUCCUGAGCAGGAAACGGGUCUGGCCGUCCAGGGGACCAACUUGUCUGUUCUGAAUGUCUCCAGGUUUCCCACGGGGCACCCUGGGAAUCGGUGCACACCUGCACUGCACCUGUGUGUUUGUGUGUGUGUGUGUGUGUGUGAGAGAGAGAGAGAGGCAGUGUGUGUGUGUGUAAGAGGCGGUUGGGCACUUCUUGCAAUUCCAGGGAGAGGAUUUGCACAGCCUGCCUCCCUCCCUCCUUUCUGCCGCAUGGUGCCGGCCUGUCGUGGCAGAGGGGCCGAGGCAAGGCUGGUGGCGUGGGACACACACACACACACACACACGAGAAUCAUGCUUUCAGGGGAGCCGGCUGACGUGCGGGCGUGUGCGUGCGAGUGUCAGCUGAAUGGGAAGAGAGACUCCCGGCGUACAUUUCUUUGAUAAUCUGUCCUUUUUUUAUACGACGGUGGGGUGGAAUCGGGGCGAGACUCGUGACCGGAAGGGAAGGUGGUGGGUGCCAGCUGGAAAGCAGCCAAGGGGCUUCCGGCCUCUUAUCUAAGGAGACGUGGCUUUUCCGUUGCUGGUCACUUUGGAGGAGGAGGACCUGGUUGCGUUUCCGGGAGGGAGGGAGGGAGAG
Crotalus tigris (Tiger rattlesnake) is the source of this 2177-nucleotide messenger RNA. RefSeq names its product solute carrier family 39 member 7 (gene SLC39A7). Gene Ontology annotation, molecular function: zinc ion transmembrane transporter activity. The transcript is spliced from 8 exons. Gene Ontology annotation, cellular component: membrane. The coding region runs from base 121 to 1434 and encodes 437 amino acids. NCBI's taxonomy places the organism in Eukaryota, Metazoa, Chordata, Lepidosauria, Squamata, Viperidae. Gene Ontology annotation, biological process: zinc ion transmembrane transport; intracellular zinc ion homeostasis. The record is from RefSeq and is a predicted model, not a curated record.